AGGGUCUCCGGGGCAACAGCAAUGGCGGCCGCGCCGUCCGAGCGGCUCUUCUCGCUCGAGCUGCUCGUAGACUGGGUGCGCCUUGAAGCCCGGCUGCCGCCGCCGCCGCCGCCCGUGGUCCCGGCGGAGGAGCAGGAGGCGGAGGAGGCAUCGCCGCCGCCCUCGCACGGCCUGUGCCCCGCCGUGGCCUUCCGCCUGCUGGAUUUCCCCACGCUGCUGGUUUACCCUCCCGGCGGCCCCGCUGCCCCCGCCCCGGAACUUCGGCCCGGCCUGGUCCGGUUCGGUCGCGGCAAGUCCUGUCUCUUCCGCCUGCAGCCCGCCACCCUGCACCGCCUGCUCCUUCGGACCCCGCUGUACACCUUGCUGCUGCAGCUGCCCCCCGGGCGCCCGACCCCGGCGCCGCAGCUCCUGGGGGCCUGCAGCAUCUCCCUGGCCGCCGCGGUCCACAAGGUCCUGGGGCCCGCCGCCUCCGGCUGCUCCCAGGGUCAUCGGGGAAGUUUCCCUCUGCAUAACCAAGAGGGGGAGCGGAUUGGGGACAUUGCCCUGGGCUACCGCCUGACUGAUCUGGGAAGCAGCUUGCUGGGCCAUCUGGAGAGGCCAGUCGCUUCCCCAGGAGGUGGAGUGGAGGUGCAGAAGGCAGUGGAGGUCAGUCCCCAAACCUUGCAGGAAAACCAGCAGCUGCAGCGGCCAGACUCAGAGCCAAGCCCAAGAGAUGCUGAUAAGCCUCUGGUGGAUGUAAACAUCUCAACGGCAGGGGAGGAUUUGAAGGAAGGAGUCUUCCACAGCAAGGCCAACUCUGAUUACAUGGGCCCUGUGCAGAAUGGCAGAACCAACUCUGUUAUUUGUUCAAAGGGUAGCAGUGAGAGGAGUGUUAGCCCCCAGAAUGAGGAAAUCACAGAGUUGGACAUUGAAACCAACAUCAUUUGCCCUCCUCCUUUGUAUUACACUCAUCUGACCCAAGAAAAGACAUCUCCUAAACAGGGUAAAAUCACCAUUGAGCCUCAAAUGAAUGUACCUGAGGAAUUGGAUGGUACUUUUCCGGAAGAAAAACUUGUAAAUCCCCCAACCCGUACUAGUCCUCCGGAACAUACAAAUUCUGCAACACAUGAGAGGCCUCCAAUGCUUAUAAAUCCUGCACACGUUCAGGACACAGGAGCAAGUAGUCAGACCACAUACCAUCCUCAAACUGAACAAAAUAGGAUUAACACGAUAAGGCAGCUGCCUUUGUUAAACGCUUUGUUGGUUGAGUUGUCCUUGUUAUACAACCAACCGGUGGCAAACCCUACUCAGAUACAUCCUCACUUAGCCUGCUUAUAUAGAACUGAGGACAAGAAGUCACCAGAAUCUUCUGCCAAAUCCAGGUGUAAACCUGAUUCUAAGAAGGAUAAACUUUUUGUGGGGGAGAAUGAAAGAUCAGUGAGUCUUCAGUAUAAAAAGAACCAAACUGAAAAUCUUAAGAAAGGUAGAUAUUUUGAAAACAAAGGUGGUUCCCCUCAAAAAAGAGUUCCAAGGGGGAAGCUACUUUAUGGCUUAACAAACACACUUAAACUACGUUUAAAGCAAACAAAUCCUGCUAUGCUGGUAGUACAUGAAAAGAGAGAACAGUAUAGAAAGAUGCACGCACAGGCGUUAGGUGCAAAACUCAGAAUCCCAUCGUCGAAAGUAAAGAUACUAAGUUUUACAGAACAAUAUCAGAAGCCACAUCAACUGCCUAAAAAUAAGUUUUUGGACUCAGGUGCUGAAAAUAGUAAUACCUCAAAGCAAAUUAGUGUGGUUUUUGAUGACCCCAGCACAACUAAAGAAACUAAACUGAAGUAUUCAACUGAAAAGACAGUUGAUUGCAGUGAAAAUAGAAGCAAUAAUGAUUUACUGGAAGAAAUUGUGAGUCCUGAAAAUUCCAUUGUCUCAGAAAGGUUUAUUCAUACAAAUAUUUUGGAAGGAAAAGUGGAAGUGGAAGUCCAAAGUCCAGGUGUUUUCCAACAGGUUGCAGUAGUUGACAGAAUUGUGGUAGAUAAAGAAGUAGAUGAUAAGCAUGUCAAAACCACUGAUAACAUUCUUACAGCUGAUAUGAAUGAAAAUAAUCCAAGUACAAGUAGUUGCUCUGAAAGCAUCUCAGAACUAAAGUAUUCGGAUGACUUCACCAGCCCUUGCUGUUCUGAAGACACCAGCAGAAUUUUACAAGCUCGUGAUAGCAGUCCAGGGACAGAAAAUCCAAAACAUAGUCAGCAUACAAGUAAUUCCAGUGAAACAAGAUGGUCCAUAAGAAAAAAUAGCAGUGGAAAGAGUUCUAUUCUUAGCCCACCGUUUUCAGCGGGAUCCCCAGUACUCUCGUAUAAAAGAUUUCAUAUUUCAGAGACUCAAGAUAAAAGUUUGGAGGAAGCAUCUAAUAUCUCUACCAGUGAUUUCUCUUCAUCACACUGGACUGAGGAAAAAGAGAACCAGAGAGACCAAAAUAGUAUUCAUAAUUCUAAAGUCCUAAAAAGGAAUCGAGACAUGUCUACUGAACUUAAAACAAGAACAGGUUGCAGGUCCUCAGAAAAAAGCCAGUCACCUCGGACAUCUCAAGUGAGUUCUUAUCUGCCUUCUAAUUUGUCAGAACUAGAACUUAAUGUCCUGGAUGGCAGUACAUCAGAUCACUUUGAAGAAGACAAUGAGGGCCUUGGUUCCCUAAACAUUUCCAAGCAAUGCAAAGAUAUUUGUGAAUUAGUAAUAAAUAAACUUCCAGGAUAUACAGUAUAAAAAUAUGUGUUUAUAAAUAACAUUUGUUUCAUAA
Hippopotamus amphibius kiboko is the source of this 2773-nucleotide messenger RNA. It is a transcript of the gene MAP10, whose product is annotated as microtubule associated protein 10. Gene Ontology annotation, biological process: positive regulation of cytokinesis; cytoplasmic microtubule organization; mitotic spindle midzone assembly. Gene Ontology annotation, molecular function: microtubule binding. NCBI's taxonomy places the organism in Eukaryota, Metazoa, Chordata, Mammalia, Artiodactyla, Hippopotamidae. The transcript has a single exon. Bases 22 to 2739 code for a protein of 905 amino acids. Gene Ontology annotation, cellular component: midbody; centrosome; mitotic spindle midzone. The record is from RefSeq and is a predicted model, not a curated record.